AUGUCUCUGACUGACGGCUUCUACAAGUCUGAUGUAUCCGAGGAGGGCGGCAUCCAGGUCCUGCACCGUGCCGCCGAGCUGGGGGUGACUCUCAUCAACACGGCGGUGUUCUACGGUGCGGGGGUCAACGAGACCCUGAUCGGGAAGGCCUUCCCCCCAGAGAAGAUCGAGAGCCUAGUUAUCGCUACAAAAUGGGGCCUGGAGAAUGACUUCAGCACAGACUUCUCUCCAGCAGCAGCCCGCCGUGCAGUGGAGGGCUCCCUGAAGAGGACAGGCAAGAAAGCUGUGGAUGUAUUGACACUGCGGGGACCCCUGCCGGAGGAUUAUGAUCUCGAGUUGGUCUUCAAGGGAGUCAAGGCUCUGGUGGACGAGAGGCUGGUAAAGCAUGUGGGGCUGUCAGAGGUGACGGCUGAGCAGAUCAAGGCUGCUCACGCCAUAGUUCCCAUCACCCUGAUCGAACUCGAGUGGAGCCUCUUCUCACGCGAGGCAGAGGCAAGCUGCGACGACAUCAUCCCCACCGCCCGGGGCCUGGGCAUCGGCUUCCUGGCCUACAGCCCCCUGGGUCGCGGCAUCCUGGCAGGGCGCUUCUCCAGCACCGCCGAGAUCCCUGAGGGCGACUUCCGCGCGGCCGCGCAGCCCCGCUUCCAGGGCGAGAACUUCGCCAAGAAUCUGGCGCUGGCCGAGGCGCUGAGGGGCGUGGCGGGGCGCAAGGGCGUGACCCCCGGGCAGCUGGCGCUUGCCUGGCUGCUGGCCCAGGGCGAUGACGUGGUCCCCAUCCCGGGGACAAAGAGCGUCAAGUAUCUGGAGCAGAACGUGGCCGCGGCGGGCGUGAGGCUGACGCGCGAGGAGCUGGACGAAGUCGAGGCGGCGGUCCCUGCUGGGGCGGCGGCCGGCGGCCGGUAUUGA
Molecule: messenger RNA, 906 nt
Organism: Auxenochlorella protothecoides
Lineage: Eukaryota; Viridiplantae; Chlorophyta; Trebouxiophyceae; Chlorellales; Chlorellaceae
Product: Aldo-keto reductase yakc [NADP(+)]
Exons: 4
Coding region: 1-906 (301 amino acids)
Cellular component (GO): cytoplasm
Source: RefSeq, a predicted model, not a curated record